AUGCAGAAAGACUCGCCGCUCUUCUCUCGUCUUCCACCAGAAGUACGCUCCAAAAUAUUUGCGUACACGGUCGCAGAAUACGAAGACGUAAACAAUCCGUACCCUAUCAAUGAUACUUGGAAACCCUCCUACUCUGCACCACGCAAGAUAUGCCUUGAGCUUCUUGCGACAUGUCGCGCCGUGUAUCUCGAAGCCUGGUUUCUCCCUUUCAAGACCAUAGAGCAAUCUAUCUGGCUCACCAGGGCGCAUUUUCGUCCCAUACUCUGGGCGCAGGCCAUGCAGAAACUCAACAAGCUGCUCUCAAUAAUCGAGAGGCAACUAGGCCAAUCAAGAGUCGAGAUCGGAAGCUUACACGUGUAUGCAACGGUAGAAGCCGUAGAAAAAGGCAUGCUACUCAAAGUUUUACAAACGCCUGGAUUGCACCCACGACAGCUGGUUCUGACAAUUAGCCACGAGGACUGGCCGGAUUGGAACUGGGAUGCACCGUUACGCUUCGAGGCCGGUUGGAUCAAGGGAAUUUUUGGGGUCAUUUCGUCCUCAACACAAGCCUUCAUUAUAGAGCUCGAGGUUGUAGAGCAAAGGAAGAAUCAGGUCGAUGUCAUCGCCAAGCACAUAGCUGAGCAUUGGUUCUUCAGACGCUCUGAUGGCAAUGUGUUAUAUGCAGAUGCCUCCGCCAAAUGCCUUCAGGUAUCGCAAUGGACUGGCCCCAGCUCAUGGCGCAACGAACGCUGGGCAGUAGACUCAAAUGGCGUCAAACAGGUCAAAUAUCACACCUUGACCGUUGCAUAUGAGCUAGAACUCUCAGUGAAGGCAAAGGGCGGUAUGGUCAGUGAAGCGGCCAUGAAGAACUCUGCAGACCCUUCAUACGAGCACCUUUCGGUGAGAGUUGAGGACACAAUAAACUCCUUGGAUUAG
Molecule: messenger RNA, 915 nt
Organism: Trichoderma reesei QM6a
Lineage: Eukaryota; Fungi; Ascomycota; Sordariomycetes; Hypocreales; Hypocreaceae
Exons: 1
Coding region: 1-915 (304 amino acids)
Source: RefSeq, a predicted model, not a curated record